UUUCAGCUCCAUUUUAAUUCUGAUCCCCAACCUUCUAAGGUUGUAGAGCAGCAAGCUGGUAAUUACAAUUGCCCGAGAGUGUGGUGGGACAUACAACCCUGAAAUAACAACCCUGAAAAGCUCGAGGCAGGGAGGAUCCGAAGUUCAAGGCCAACCUCAGCCCCUAUAACGAGUCUGAAGGCAGCUUAGGAUAACAAGGUAGCCUGUUUCCAAAAAGCUAAAAGUGAGGCCCUUGCCUUUCAUCCGGGUGUUCAUGGGUCAGAGGCAGAUGGAUCUCUCUGAGUAGGUUGUCUCAAAAACCUAACAAGAAGUUCCUUAAACAGAAGCAUUUCCCCUGUGGUCAGAUGUGCUUAGCACUGCUCAGUUUGAACCUAACAACCUAGCCGCUACUACCUAUGAGCUUGUAGAGCACACCAUCCCCUGACCAACUAAGGUUGUUUGGUGUUACAGGCAAUACCCUUUGCUCUGCUUUGACCCACACCAGGCUGGGGAAAGCCUUCCAGGGACCCAACUCAGCCUUGAGAUUGCCAGCAGACACAACAAGGGGUAGGGGCACCGUAGGCAGGAGCAGAGCCAAGCAGAUAGGCAGCCCUAGCCUGCCACUAGGGCCCUUCACAACUCUGAACUUCAGUACUUUUUCAUAUGGACCCCACGGUAGUGCUCAUUACCGGUUGCUCCUCCGGAAUUGGCCUGCACUUGGCUGUUCGUCUGGCUUCUGACCGGUCCCAGAGCUUCAAAGUUUAUGCCACAUUGCGGGACCUGAAGGCCCAGGGACCACUGUUGGAGGCGGCCAGUGCUCAAGGAUGCCCUCCUGGCUCCCUGGAGAUACUGGAACUGGAUGUCAGAGACUCGGAAUCUGUGGCUGCUGCCCAGGCAUGCGUGACUGAGGGUCGAGUGGAUGUACUGGUCUGUAACGCUGGCCGCGGCUUGUUCGGGCCUCUGGAAGCGCAUGAACUGAACGCCGUGGGUGCUGUGCUGGAUGUGAAUGUGCUUGGAACCAUUAGGAUGCUGCAGGCCUUUCUGCCAGACAUGAAGAGGCGCCACUCAGGCCGUGUGCUGGUGACCGCGAGUGUGGGAGGCUUGAUGGGACUGCCAUUUCACGAAGUGUACUGUGCCAGCAAAUUUGCACUGGAAGGUUUGUGCGAGAGCCUGGCGACCUUGCUGCCGCUCUUUGGAGUUCACGUGAGCCUCAUCGAAUGCGGGGCAGUGCACACAGCCUUCUAUGAGAAGCUAGAGGGCGGCCCAGGCGGGGCUCUGGAGAGAGCGGAUGCCCAGACCCGCCGCCUCUUUGCGCACUACCAGCGUGGUUAUGAGCAAGCCCUGAGCGAGGCGCAGGACCCAGAGGAGGUGACAGAGCUCUUCUUGACUGCAAUGCGAGCCCCGCAGCCCGCGCUGCGCUACUUCUCCACCAACCGCUUCCUGCCGCUGGCCCGAAUGCGCACAGAGGAUCCAAGUGGCAGCAGCUAUGUCGCGGCCAUGCACCGCGAGGCCUUCUCUGAUCUGCAGGCCCAGGAGGGUACCAAGGCUGGGGCCCAAGUCCCAGGGGACCCGGAUAUGGCCUCCAGCACCCUCAUUUGCCUCCCUGGGUGUGAGACCCCUAGGGUGGCAUCUGAAUUGGGGUGGUCUGCAUCGGAUAAACCGGGGCAGGACAAAUCAUGUUACCAGCAAAAGAUCUAAGCCAGAAUUUCUUUUUUCUUAUUUUAGAAUGUGUUUUGCUUUAAGACAGUGUCUUACUAUGUAGCCCUGUCUAGACUAUAACUCAUAAAGAUCCACCUGCCUCUGCCUCCUGAGUGCUGGAACCUUAGGCGUGUGCAACCUCACACUUCUCAGAAUCAUUUGAAAUAUUUUCAUGGGUUAAUAUAAGAGGACUGAUAUCCAAGGUGCUAGGUUUAGGGUUUUUUCUUCCAAUAAAUUUAUUUAUUAAUUAU
This is a messenger RNA of Mastomys coucha (southern multimammate mouse), 1928 nucleotides long. It is a transcript of the gene Hsd17b1, whose product is annotated as hydroxysteroid 17-beta dehydrogenase 1. The coding region runs from base 643 to 1677 and encodes 344 amino acids. Gene Ontology annotation, biological process: estrogen biosynthetic process. Lineage: Eukaryota; Metazoa; Chordata; Mammalia; Rodentia; Muridae. The transcript is spliced from 6 exons. Gene Ontology annotation, cellular component: cytoplasm. Gene Ontology annotation, molecular function: estradiol 17-beta-dehydrogenase [NAD(P)+] activity. The record is from RefSeq and is a predicted model, not a curated record.